Molecule: messenger RNA, 285 nt
Organism: Pedinophyceae sp. YPF-701
Lineage: Eukaryota; Viridiplantae; Chlorophyta; Pedinophyceae
Source: the annotation of a GenBank genome assembly
AUGUUGUCGGCGAAGUCGUUCGUGGGCAGCGCGACGCCCCUGCGGGCUGCCGUGCCUUCGGGCGCGUCGCAGGCCGUCAACCGGCGGUGCGUGACGGCGAUGGCGAAGAAGAAGGGCAUCCGGGUGAUCAUCACUCUCGAGUGCACGGAGGCGAAGGAGGCCGGCGCCACCCCCUCGCGCUACACGACCCAGAAGUCGCGGAAGAACACCCCGGACAGGCUAGAGAUCAUGAAGUACAACCCGUACCUGCGCCGCCACACGCUCCACCGGGAGCUCAAGAAGUAA